Nerophis ophidion (straightnose pipefish) is the source of this 1259-nucleotide messenger RNA. Its product is annotated as solute carrier family 22 member 13-like. The coding region runs from base 33 to 1019 and encodes 328 amino acids. Lineage: Eukaryota; Metazoa; Chordata; Actinopteri; Syngnathiformes; Syngnathidae. Gene Ontology annotation, cellular component: membrane. Gene Ontology annotation, biological process: transmembrane transport. The transcript has 5 exons. The record is from RefSeq and is a predicted model, not a curated record. Gene Ontology annotation, molecular function: transmembrane transporter activity.
ACUCCGUCAGAUGUAAAAAAAAAAAACAGAACAUGGCUGACUUUGGAGCCGUCCUCAGGCACGUCGGAGAUUUCAGAACCUUCCAGAAGCUCGUCAUUUGUGCUGUAUCUUUCCCGACAGUUAUACUACCUUUCGAAUUCGCCUGCUUACUCUUCAUCCAGCCGGACCCGGAGCGGCACUGCGACACGGACUGGAUCCUGAAGGUUGACGCUAACCUGACCCGGCAGGAGCAGCUGAACCUGACCGUUCCCCUGGAGCGGGACGGUUCUUUCAGCAGGUGUCGCAUGUUUGUGCCGGUGGACUGGGACAUCGGGACCAUCAGGGGACGCGGACUCGACGAGACCACGGUGUGCCAGAACGGUUGGGUGUACUACAGUGAACUUUAUACAGCCACCAUAGUCACUGAUUUUGAUCUGGUAUGUGAUUGGGCUCAUUUACCACAAUUGGCACAAACCGUUUUGAUGACAGGAAACCUGGUUGGUUGUCUCUUGUUUGGACCUUUUGCCGAAUCGUUUGGUCGCAGACGAGCAGUUCAAAUUCCGAUGGUUGCAAACCUCAUUUUUACUGUCACCAGUGCCUUGUGCACCAACUUCCUGCUCUUUCUGCUCUUCCAGUUUUUGAUUGGCGUUGGCUACGGAGGUUUUCGGAUGAAUUCAGUCAUAUUAGUCACAGAGUGGAUUGGUCCGUCCAAGAGGUCUUGGGGAGCAUGCGUGACCCAACUAUCUAGUUCAGUUGGACAGGCCAUCCUUGCCGGUCUGAUCUACGUCAUCAGAGACUGGAGACUGGCUCAGUUUGUCACCGCAGUUCCACUGGCAGUCAUUUGUAUUUAUAUAUGGUUCCUUCCAGAGUCCGCCAGGUGGUUGUUGGGCAGAGGGAGGACGGAAGAAGCUAAGGAGUUGCUGUUAAAGGUGGCGGCUGUCAACAAACGCACCGUCACAGAUUCUCUCCUGGAAAAGGCACUAAAAUCUAUUGACCGAGAUAGAUAUCUACAUAUAUCCAUAUUCACGAGUUAUUUCUAAUUUUCCAGAGUCAUAUUUGAAAAUAGCUAAUGUUUUUCCAUUUGUGCUCUUUAUGGUUGGCUGCUAAGUAGUGUGCAUGUGUUAACCUUGAAGCUGUAGGAAUGAGGCGAGUGGCGAUUGGCGUAUUGAAAAAGACAAAACUUCUGGAAGGUUUUCAGACCAAAUUAGGCGAUGCGAAUUGAAUGUGUUGUUUUUUAGGUUGGUCUCUCCAAAGCUUUGGAAUAAAUUGCAAAAUACCUA